GAAUAUGGGACUUUCAAAAACCAUAGCUGUUGACAAUGUAUCUCAUUGGUUUGCCUCUCUGCUUCUGUCAGCAGGUGAGGCAGCUGUGAUUUUUGCCAAUAGAAGAGACAGGCGCCAGUGCCUGCUGUCACCUCAUCUGAGGAGCCUGGGCAGCAGUGAUGUCUGCCAGCUCGUCUGAGGAGGCGGCGCAACGGCGCGAGCUGGGACAGCUGGUCCGCCAGCUGACCGAGUCCGGCCUGCCGCAGCUGGACGCGCAGCUGGCGCGCCGCGUGCGCCAGCUCUGCCGCCGCUCGGAGCCGCUGGUGGACGCCGCCUACGAGCUAACGCUGCGCCAGCUGCGCCGGCCGCACGCCGAGCGCCGGCUCUCGGCGCUGCAGCUACUCGACGAGCUGUUCCGCCGCUCGCACCGGCUGCGGCAGCGCGCCGUGGCAGACCUCCAGCUCAUCAUCGACCUGUGCUUCGAGACGGCGGGCCCGCUGCCGGCGCCGGCGGCCGCCGCCCGCCGCCUCACGGCCGCCGCCGCCGCCGCGCUCCGUCACUGGCACGACACGUACGCCGACGGCUACAAGAAGCUGGCCGUGGCCUACCGGUUCCUGCAGCAGAACCGUCCGGGCGACCUGCUGCCGUCCCGGGCGGAGGAGGAGGCUGCGCGCCGGGCGGCCGACGCCGAGCGGCUGCGUCUGGAGCGGCUCAAACAGGCCAAACUCGACCAGCUACAGCAGGAGAUCGGCGAACGGCGAGACGAGAUCGUCAGCACCAUGACUCAGGUGGAGAGCUGUUUCAGCCUGCUGCUGCCAGACGUGGCCCUGCUGGACGCGGGCGCGGACUCGGGGGAGGACUCGGACGCCAGUGACGGGGAGGUAGAGGAGGUGGCUGGACUCGUCGAUGAGAAGGAAGGAGGGAAUGUGGAAGGAGUAGACUCCGGUGACCCGGGUGAACCAGAGGCCGACAAUCUGCCCUACGACCCGAACUGGGCGGGCAGCGCGCUGCGCGGACACGGCCAGCUCUCGGGCCGCCACCGUGUAGAGGUGACGUUGCCGGCGCGCCCCGAGCCCCUGGCCAUCACUGACGAUAACCGGGCGGUGGUGGAGACGCUGCGAGGCCUGGUGACGGCCGUCCGCCGCUCGCAGCUGCCGACCGUGCAGCGGUGGAUUCAGCUCACCGAGUCAGCCGGAGGCGGUGACGAUUCGCUGCGGCAGCUGAUGGCUGUCCGGGACGCGCUCGGCUCGGCCCUGCGCCGGUACGAGGCGCUACAGCUCAGCUCGAGGCGCACAGACGGCGCCGGCAGCUCCAGCGACGACAGCGACUGGGAGGAGGUGCCCGAUGCCGAGGACGCGUCGGCGCUGGUGGCGCGGGCCGCUUCCGGUACAGACUCUCGGCCCGCACCGAAAACGACCGUACGGAGUUCCACCGCGGUGGCCAGGCCUGCCGAGCAUAUCAAGUCUUCAGAGCUGACAAAGGCCGGUGUGGGGCAGACGAAGGUCGGAGAAGAGUCUACAGAGACCGGAGAAAAGCCGGCGAAGCUACCUGAGGCUGGAGUCGAGGCGGUGGAGCCGGGAGAGGCCGAUGUCGGGUCAGACUCGCCGCCAGACUCCGGCUCGGCAAAUGAGCGCGCGGCGCGUCGGGCACGGCUGCUGGCGCAGGCUCCACGGCUGGGUUACAGCGCCGACCUAGUGACAUGGGAGCGCGGGCCGGGCCCGGCCGCCGGCCCGGCGCCCCACCAGUGCGAGACGGCGCGCGUGUGGCGCAGCGCCGCCGACGUGGCUCCGCCGCCGGCCGAGUCGGCCGACCUGCGGGUGACAGAGUUCAGCGGCCAGUUCGAGCCGGUGGAGCACCGGUGCGGCGCGCGGCUGCCCAGCGGCCGACUGUGCCCGCGCGCCGACCGACACAAGUGUCCGCUGCACGGGCCCAUCGUACCGCGAGACGAGCACGGCGAGCCACUGAGCGCCGAGCUGCGCCAGAAGGAGCGCGAGGCGCGCGCCAGAGGAGAGGACUGGCAGGACCCGCGCCUGCUGGCGGAGCUGCGCGUCACCACCGGUCUGGACCUUACGGUGGGCCGCGGCCGGCGGCGGCGGCGGGCCGGCGGUCCCGGGCCGGGCCUGACCGACCUGCGCCGGCCGGCCUCGGCCCGCCGCCGACUGGCCGACAAACUGUUCAGCGCCGGCACCGUGCGCCGGCUGGCGACCGCUCUGGACCGGCUGGACCGGCGCCGGCACGGAGACAAGUUCGGCGACCAGUUCAACUACCAGGUGACGGGCCGGUGACCGGUCAGCUCUCCAGUGACCGUCCGGUGACCGGUCAGCUCUCCAGUCCAGUGACCGUCCGGUGACCAGGUGACCUCACCUGGGAAUUCCCUGUGGUCACUCGGUAACCGCCUGGGACGGCGGUUAGUCGGUCUCGCGCUGGGAUACACGCGGACGUGUGUUGCGUCACGGGUGACCAUCUGACACGUCAUGGGGAGUUCUGCCCACGACACUGUGUAUCGUUUUAUGUCGCGCCAUCAUAAAACUGACGAGACUGACUGACAAUAUUGACAAACACUGACAUUGUAUCUUAUUGAAAUGUUGUGAUACCUGAUGCUUUACCUCAACUUCAUUAACGCUGGCCACUUCUAUAAAGCUUUUUGUAAGGAU
This is a messenger RNA of Amphibalanus amphitrite, 2633 nucleotides long. RefSeq names its product UV-stimulated scaffold protein A-like. NCBI's taxonomy places the organism in Eukaryota, Metazoa, Arthropoda, Thecostraca, Balanomorpha, Balanidae. Gene Ontology annotation, biological process: transcription-coupled nucleotide-excision repair; response to UV. Gene Ontology annotation, molecular function: RNA polymerase II complex binding. The coding region runs from base 159 to 2264 and encodes 701 amino acids. The transcript has 4 exons. Gene Ontology annotation, cellular component: chromosome. The record is from RefSeq and is a predicted model, not a curated record.